This is a messenger RNA of Diaporthe amygdali, 1200 nucleotides long. Its product is annotated as major facilitator superfamily transporter. The transcript is spliced from 4 exons. NCBI's taxonomy places the organism in Eukaryota, Fungi, Ascomycota, Sordariomycetes, Diaporthales, Diaporthaceae. Bases 1 to 1200 code for a protein of 399 amino acids. The record is from RefSeq and is a predicted model, not a curated record.
AUGGCUGCGCACGAAGAGAAGGCAAGCUGGCGUACUAUGCCCAGAAAAGACCAGCUUGCGAUUCUGUUCCUGCUACGCUUCGUCGAGCCUUCCGUGAAGUACUCCGUCACGACAUAUCUGUACUACCAGUUGAAGUCACUCGACCCCUCGCUGUCAUCAGGAGAAGUCAUCCGGCAGUCAGCCACAAUGCAAACGGCGUACAUCAUCGGCCAGUGUUUGUCAUCUCUGGUACUUGGAAAGAUUGCCGACUCUCCUAGGGGAGGCCGCAAAUUCGUACUUCUGCUCGGCACAGCCGCUUCAUCAGGCCAAUUAGCCGACCUACCAAGUAGGUUUCCUGGAAGAUUUGGGAACGUCUGGCUCCUGAAGAAUUACCCAUACGCACCGCCUGCUUUGGCGAACGGGGCCAUUCUAUUAUUCGCAUUCCUGGCAGUUUUCUUCUUCCUCGAGGAGACAUCCCCGCAGCUGAAAGAUCGUAAUGAUUUCGGAUUGGGGAUCUCGAGAAAGUUAAAAACCUGGAUUAGUCGUCUCCGUCAUGGUCCUUCGUAUUCUCGUCUUCAAGACGAGGGCUCGCAUACUUCCACGGAGAUGGAGGCCGUGGGCCUUAUGGCACCAGGAACACCAGAAUCAGACCUUGCACGGAGGUCAGAGAGCGAAUACGAUGAGGAGCGAGACGGAGCUGAGCAAGAAGAGAAGAAUGUAGCAAUUGCGCAGCAAAAGACGAAAACCCCCGCAGUGCUUCCCCUUCGGCGGAUCAUGACGAAAAACCUCUGCCUCAUGCUCCUGACCGCCGCUAUUCAAGAAGGCCAUACAGCAGCAUACACAUCUCUCUGGCCAAGCUUCCUCAGCGACCCUGUGGUUGCGAAUCCGUACACUGAUGCUUUGCCCUUCCGCUUCUCUGGCGGUGCCGGACUGGCCCCUUCCGACAUUGCCAUCACACUCUCAGUGGUUGGUGCGAUGGCUCUGCCAGUGCAAUUCCUGAUAUACCCUCGGAUCAGUCAGCGGUUAGGCACAAUGCGGACCUGGCGUUUGUUCAUGCGGGGCUUUCCGCUGGUCUACAUUCUUGUCCCAUAUGUUGCCGUCAUGGCCCGCGCUCUUGGCAAUCACAGCCCUGCCACCUGGACGUUCAUCAUCUUGGUGCAGGUCCUCUUGAUGGUAUGCGCGUCUUUCCUGACGCCGUCGCAGCUCAUUCUGAUCCGAUAG